AUGGUUAGAACAUUUAUCGUACCAAUCAAUUCCUUAAAAGAUGAGUAUAAGGAUAAAUCAAAGUACUCGCCAAGAGUGGUAAAAGAAGAAUCUGUCGAUGAUUUAUUAAGUGUAAAAAUAAAGGUGAAACUUGAACCAGCAGAACCAGUCCAAAAUUUUGAGGAAGAAGGAAUUGUUUUGUUUGAAUUUCAGGGAGACUUUGAUAAUUAUGGUCAUGAAAAUCCAAUAAAUGGUUUAGAAAUUGAUUGGAAAUUAGAAGGACAAGUUGUUAAAUUGGAAAACCCAAUCAUGGUUAUGAAAAAAAGACAUAACAACAAACUGAUUGAAACAUCAUCAUUGAGUAGCAUUAUAGAUAAAUUAGAAAUAAACAGCCAACCAGGAAAUAGUAUUGCUGAUGAUAAUAAUUCACAGAUUGCUUAUUACGAUAUGAUAAAGAUCUUUAAAAAAAUUUAUUUGCUCUAA
Molecule: messenger RNA, 462 nt
Organism: Entrophospora candida
Lineage: Eukaryota; Fungi; Glomeromycota; Glomeromycetes; Entrophosporales; Entrophosporaceae
Source: the annotation of a GenBank genome assembly